Molecule: messenger RNA, 1469 nt
Organism: Panonychus citri (citrus red mite)
Lineage: Eukaryota; Metazoa; Arthropoda; Arachnida; Trombidiformes; Tetranychidae
Product: vesicle transport through interaction with t-SNAREs homolog 1B-like
Biological process (GO): macroautophagy; intra-Golgi vesicle-mediated transport; regulation of protein localization to plasma membrane
Cellular component (GO): endoplasmic reticulum membrane; SNARE complex; Golgi apparatus
Molecular function (GO): SNARE binding; SNAP receptor activity
Source: RefSeq, a predicted model, not a curated record
UGAUUUUUAAUUUCUAAUCUUUUCCAGUGUUGAUUAAUUUUCUUUUAUGGUAACAAUUGAUUGAUUUCUCUUUUGUUUCAAUUUUUUCUUUUUAAUCAUUUUUGGAGUUUAGAGUAAAUUAUUGAGAGAGACAAUGUAAGUGAUUGGUUCUUUUUUCGUUUCGGUUUCUAUGGAUGAAAAAAAUGGAGAAGAUAAGUGAAAGAACAACAAUGCAAACAAGACAAACCCAAAUUGAAGAAGAAGAUGAAGACAAGAAGGAGUAUUUUCUUUCUCUCUCUCUCUCUCUUUGCACAUAAAUUGGAAUCAACAGCAUCACUAUUGAUAUAACCUCACCAUCUCUCCCACGCAUUGACCUUUUGGCCUGACAAGUUUCAUUUUUGGGUCGAAGCUCCUUCGCCACCCAGAUACAGUGUAUUAACCUCUUUAAACUCUCUGCUUAUAUAUACACAGUUCUACCGACAUUUUAACCAUUAGAACAUCAUGGCUUCUUCUAAGCGAUUUGAAGAUCUAAAAGAUGAUUAUUAUUCUGUGAAAGAAAAAAUUACCAAUCGAUUGAGACAAAGAAUAAGUGAAGGAGUUUUGAAUAAUAUGUUCACUGAAGGUGAUCGAAUAUUAGAUUCAAUGAAAAGGGAAGUUGAUCAAUCACCAAGUCUAGUAAAAACUGAGAUGAACUCUAAUUGGGCAACAAUCAACGGUGAAUGGGCUAAGUUUAAAACUAUCGCUCGAACCAAUCCUGGUACUUUAAUCGGUGGACCUUCAAUUGAACCAUCGACAUCUAAUCCAAUCGAUUUUGAGACAAACUUAAAGGUUACCAAAGGGAUACAAAUUUUACAGAAAACUGGAGCGUCUUUAACUCGAGCUCAAAUGAUUGCCAAAGAAAGUGAGAACAUUGGAACUGAGGUGAUCGCAGAAUGCCAACAACGGGAAACAUUAACUCGAGCCAGAGAACGACUUGAUGAAACUGGCUACCAAUUGAAAAGAGUCCAUGUAAUCCUAAGAAGUAUUAAUCGACGAGUGAUCACUAAUAAGUGUCUCUUAAUUGUUAUAAUUGCCAUCGAGAUGGCGAUAUUAGCUUGCCUUAUUUUUUGGAAAUUUUUUAGAUAAUUUAGACUCAAAAUCAAUCAGAUUGAUACUGAUCAAUUUUCCGUUACUAAUUCAACUUUCCAAUUGUGAUCUCAAUCAAAUAUUUACAUACAUAUUUAACCAAAUGUUAUAUUUUAUCAUCAACUGAUUGCUGUCACAAAACAAUCAAGAAACAGAUUAUGAUUAUAUUUCAAAUUAUCUGCUAUUUACAUUCAAAAACAAAAAAGAUUGAAACUUUUGUUUAAUUGUUGAGAUGACCAUUAACUAAUCAAUUUAUAUUUACACUUAUUAAUUCACAACUUUCUUAACCAACUUGUGAUUAAAUAAUCGACAAAAUCAAUGAUUUAAUAAAUCAAUUGAAAAAUUAAACUUACCUUGAAUCUUAA